Molecule: messenger RNA, 2342 nt
Organism: Onthophagus taurus
Lineage: Eukaryota; Metazoa; Arthropoda; Insecta; Coleoptera; Scarabaeidae
Gene: Invadolysin
Product: leishmanolysin-like peptidase, invadolysin
Biological process (GO): cell adhesion; proteolysis
Cellular component (GO): cytoplasm; membrane
Molecular function (GO): metalloendopeptidase activity
Source: RefSeq, a predicted model, not a curated record
AUUUGUCGUGGCGUCGGCCGCGACGGUUGUAAUGACGCAACCGUUUGAUUUUUUCUAUUAAAUCGUGAUAACACAAUUAAUUUUUUUGAUGAGUUACUUGGAUGGGUUACAAGGCUGUUGGUUAAGAUGUCGAUGCGAUGGUAUUGAGAAAAUUUAAAAGGCACACGGCCGUUUGUGCUGUCGUCGACGUGCUGUUACUUGCCGUCGCCGUGCACAGCCUCUGCACGCAUGUUCAUCCGAAACAUGAUCAGGUCCUUCACGGUGUUUACAUAGAGCCCGAGCAUGUUAUGAAGAAAAGAAGCGUCGAUCAACCUCUAAGAAUAUUGCUUUGGUACGAUCAUAGUGUUUAUAGAUUAGAUGGCGAAAAAUUUGAUUUAAUUAACAAUACAAUUUUACCUCGCGCUGUAAGUUUUUGGGAAGAAGCACUUUACGUACGUAAAGUAGAAGAUGUUAUAUUAUUAACGAGAAAAUGUAACGAUUCGAAUGUAUUCGUAAAAAACAAUUUAACACAUUGCAUUGAUGCUUGCAAAGAGAAGACAAUGUGCGGUGAAGUAGAACUUCCCGAACAUCAUUUGGACGCAUGUAGGACUUGUAACGCUUCUGCUCAAGAUUGCACCAAUACGACUUCCGCUGGUAAAGGUAUCACAGGUUACGAUUUCGUCUUUUACGUUUCUGCGAUGCAAACGGACAGGUGCAAUAAAUCCUUAACUGUUGCAUACGCGGCGCACUGUCAACAAGAAAUGGGAUUAGAUCGGCCAAUCGCUGGACAUGCGAAUUUAUGCCCGAAAAGUAUAAGUACAAAAGAGCAAGAACUAGAAACGCUCCUUUCGACUGUAAAGCAUGAAAUACUUCAUGCACUAGGUUUUUCGGUGAGUUUGUUUGGUUUUUAUCGAGAUAGCAAAGGAAACCCGCUAACGCCUCGAAGACCUGAAACUGGAAAACCAGCACUGAAUGAAAAAUAUCAAACUUAUGAAUGGAGUGAUAAAGUAAUAAAAACGUUCGAAAGGAAAAAUUGGUUUGUGCGAUCUGGUAUGAGGAAACGAACCGUGCAAAUGGUGGUUACCCCGAAUGUUGUUCGCGAAGUACGCCGAUACUUUAAUUGUAAUGAAUUGGAAGGUGCCGAAUUAGAAGAUCAAGGCGAAGAAGGUACAGCUUUAACGCAUUGGGAAAAACGCGUAUUCGAGAACGAAGCUAUGACUGGAACUCACACUCAACACCCAAUCAUUUCCAACGUAACCUUGGCUCUUAUGGAAGAUACAGGCUGGUACAGAGCAAAUUACGCCAUGGCUGAACCUAUGUCGUGGGGUAAAGGCCUCGGUUGCGACUUCGUAAUGAAAAGUUGCAAAGAAUGGAUCAGCACUAAAACCGCCAGAGGGUUAUCAAUUCAUCCGUUUUGUAACAAAAUUAAAAAAGAUCCACUUCAAACCGAAUGCACAGAUGAUCGAACUUCCGUCGCUUUGUGCAAUUUAGUCAAGCAUGAUCAUUUAUUACCCGAAAUUUACCAAAAUUUUGAUUCACUCAAUUAUGUUUUACAAGGUUCCGAAGGAUAUUAUGGCGGAUCUGUUUCAUUAGCUGAUUAUUGUCCUUAUAUUCAAGAAUUUACGUGGAGCUCGAAAAAUGUUAUUGUAAGAGGUUCUAAUUGUCAAUAUUUAGAUAAUAAUCCAAAACCAGAUAAAAAUUUUGCAUUAGAAGAUUAUGGAAACCACUCAAAAUGUUUUGAUCAUACAAAUCAAAUGUGGGAGGAACGCUCUUGCAAACAAAUGCGUCAAUGGCAACAUUGGGGUUCAGGUUGCUACUCUUACAAGUGUGAAAACGGCCGAUUACACAUUUUAGUGGGAAAUUAUACCUACACUUGUUACCAUCCUUUUCAAGAAAUUUCCAUUCGUAUUCUCAAGGACGGUUGGUUACAUAAAGGAGCCAUCGUUUGUCCCUCGUGUAAAGAUAUGUGUGAGGAGGAGUUUUUGAUGAAAGGUCAAAGUUGUAAGUUAAGAGAAGAGUCGCCACCAUCGACGGCGUAUCCAAGAGAUGAAUUGCAGUGCAGUGCCAUAGGUGUAUACGUAAAUUUGAUGCUAUUUUUGCUAUCGACGAUGAUUCCUGCUUUAUACUCUUUAAGAUGACCGAGAAAUGUCUUUUUUUCGCCAAUUCCAAUUAAUUAAUCAUUUUCAUUCCUUUUAUUCAUUCCUUUUACCACAUUCCGUGAGGCGGCCAAUAACCAGCCUUUUUUGCGAUUAAUGUCAAUCAAUUUUCGUGAUUCGAAUUAUUACGAACUAUGUAUAUUUUAUUUUGUUUUAUUAUAGAGCGAUUUGUACAGUAUUAUUUCUUUUAUAAAUAAAGAAUUAUAU